AUGUGGGUAGCGUUUGGGUUUGUCCUCGUCUCAUGUAAGUAAAUAUUAUUCUCAUCAUCCUACAGCUAGUUUGAUAUGUAUUGGUCUGGUAUUUGCUUCCUAACAAGAAGCUCUGUUUUUAUUUCUAGUAUUGAUCUUAAAAUUUGGAUGGGGGAGAAACAUCUGUUAAGAAAAUAAAAAAUAUGAAAAAAUUAAACUCUUGCUUUGUGAUGAGCUAAAAUAUGAAAGAACACAUUUCGAAAAGAGGUUUCAGCGAUGAAAAAAAAUGAAACAUUUUUUUUAUCUCCACAUCGUCUCAAGAGAGUGGUUUAACGAUGUGUAUUUGCUUAUUCGAAUGAUGAAUGUAUCAUCAGAUGUAUAGAGUUGGUCCUUUCAUCAUUGUCACAACCAAAAUGUGUAAACGAGGUUGCACAUCUCUUUUUGGCAAACUGACGUAGGCUGGAAUGAAAUUCUGUUUUGAUGCAUCGAAAGAUUUUCCACCUUUGUCAGGAAAGCUUGGAAAACUUUGCUAAAUAAAAUAAUGUACGUUAUAAAAACAAAGAAACUUUCAGAGACUUGCAAAAUUAUCCCGAAAAUAAUACUUUUGUUUUUAAACAGUGGAAGUAACCACUAAAUACAACUGCAGCAGAGUGGUUAAGAAACAAAACGCUCUAACUUAUACAUAAAAUCAUAAGAAACAUUUCCGUAGUAACCAUCUGUUUCAGUGCUAUUGCAUGAUAAGUUCCUGAAGGAACCCUGGAGUAUGCUUUUUUUUUCCUAUUCAUAUGCUAAAAUCUUGAAACAGUGAUCAUUUGUUUGCUCGUGUUUCCAGCAUAAACGAGAAAAGAAAUGAAUUCCUAAUCUCUACGAAUUUCAAGUUUAAUUCCAAAAAAAAAGUAAAAAGCCUUAAUAAGAAUAUUUUUUGUGGUCUGUUUAUUUAUUCGUUUGUAUGUCGUUGUAUGUCGAAAGCUCUGGUUUUGUUUGUUACCUUGCAUCUUAUGAACCAUGGCAUAAGCAUUUAGUGAUGCUCUUAUUUUCUAACAUGAAGUGAUAAAAAAAAUGUGAGUGUCUUGAAUUCAAAGAUUUGACUUUUAUGAUGAUUUGGCUUUUGUUUUAACGCAUAAUUAUUUUUUCCUCGCUUUUCCAAAUGACAUCGCAAAAUACUAGUUUUAUCAAAUUGUCGUCGUUUUUACGCUAAGCUUGCUGCUAUUGUUCAAACUUUUAUUCUCAGAAUAGAUUAAUAUCAACAAAAAUCACACAUCAAAUUAUGAUGUAAAAAUCAGUGAUGUCUGAAAGGUAUUUAUAAUUUACUAAAUGCAAGUUCCGCUCUUAGAGAUAAACGUGAAAAGUUUACCCUUACAUUAUCUCAGAUGUAGCAGGCUACACAGAGGCAAGUGAGUACAGCAUACAUGAUGCAAAGACCCUCUGGUCAGCAGCUGCCGAGAACUGCAAGCGGAAUGCUUCACUAUUGGUUGUGCUUGAUUCUCAGUACAAACUCGACCAGCUGGCUAAUCGUCUUCCGUCUCAAGGAAACAAUAAUAGAAAUAGGUAUUGGAUCGGACUUGUUUACAAUGGAUCAACGGGACAAUUAUUUUGGAGUUCUGGUGUUGUUGCUGACAAAGUGUUAAUAACCAACUCUAGCUGCAGAAAACACCCGAGAGCGCUUAAACAAAAGGACUUGUGUUACUUGGUGAAGGAGGGUCACUCUAUUUGCUUUGAAAAGCAAGAAUGCAACAAGAACCAUCGGUAUGGUUACAUUUGCCAACCAGUUACCAACAGAGGUAAUUAUUCAAUGAUAAUAACAACUGCGUUUUAGCCCAAAAUGCACAACUGACCUAGAACAAACAAUUGAUUAGCGGCCAGCAUUCUAAGGAAGCAGUUGCAAAACAUUACGAUCACCUAAAAAAAGGAGGAAAAUGAUUUCUCUCAUUAUUCCAAUGAUAAAUGCAAAAUAUUUUGUAAAACGCUAAAAAAGGACACAAAAAUCUCCAGAUUUAUCCCUGAGGAAUUCCCUUGAAUCUGACUUUUGAAAUUUGACGUUUUUGAUAUAUUAGUAUCGCCCACCACAUCAAGUAGUCCAGCACCAACAGUCCAAGGUACCACUUCAAGGCAUAAUACAGCAGCGAAAUUUAAUGCCUCUGUAGGCUUUACAAAUCCGGUGAGUGAUAUAAGCACAAAAAUUCGUUCAAGAGAUAUCUCUUACCUACAGUCUCUUGCCAAGGAUAUAGUCAAGCGUUUCUAUCGUCUCUUUUCAAAUUUAUUCGCCUUAGUCUGACGGAGGCCUAACACAUGCAAAUUUUUAUUUUCAACAGUUGUCGAAGUUUUCUUCCGUCAUGAGUUCCCUCAAUCCAAAAGAUCCAUUUUCUUUAAAGGUAAGCCCUCACUAGCUCCUAUGCUUUAUCAGGAUCUAAGUAAAACUUUAGCUUCAAACUUUGUCCAGCGAGAGUUUUAUUUAUGACGAUUAAUUCACCGAUAAAACAGAUUAUCGUCUAUUAUGAAUAUAUCAUAUAUGACGCAACUCAUGCUAUUGUUUUUAAAAUUCUCAUUCACAGCUUGCGACAAAUGCAUUUAGAGGCUUUGCCGAGUCCUUAAAGUCAAACCGCGAUAAAAGAGAGAGGAAAGUUAAUUUGAUUUAUUCCACUCAACUUAUUGAAGAGUUUGCAUUCAGAUACGCGUCCUUCAACUUGAAUUCAACCAAUAAUGAAGAGAGGACCGAAAACGAACACAUAGGUAAAUCACCGUCUUCAGGUGACCAAAGGUUUCCAAGGCGCUCGUAUCCUCUUUAUUCAAAAUUUUACGAGAUCCUGGUUGGUAAAGACGCAGAAAAGUUGCACUCACCAUUUUGCUUGUUCUUUUUUAUUUCCAAUUUGUAGUCAUACAAGUAUCAUUAGUACCAAAGGGUUAUCGUCAAAAUUUCACAUUUACAGGAGCGAAGGGCGUGGACGAAGAAGCGAGAAUUACUCUUCCUUCUUUUUUGUUUCAAACCAAGGGUAAAUAUGUGAAUAAGCAAUUUCCUUGUCGAAAAACUAAUUCCUCAAGCUUAUGUAAAUGUAUACUGGCAUGUGCAAUGCUGUUUCUGCUUCGAAAGAUAAAAAAAUUGGAUGAUGUUCAAAGUACACAAAUUUCUCUUCGUUCCUCGACAUUCCGCAUUUAUAUUUUGUUCAUGAUUAUUGAUUUAAUAGACGCACUGUCAAGAAGUACUCUGUCUCUUCUGUCUGUUAUUCUGAUUCCCACUUUAGCUAUAUCCCAAGCAAUGUGUGUAUUAUAUCUUUUCCUUCUCGUAAAAUUUUUUGCCUUCAUUUUCAGAGACUAUUGCGGUUAAUGUGUUAUACAGAGAUCUCCAUGAAUUUCUCGACAACUUGGGCUCCAGGUAAUUCCUAUUACAGAUUUGGUAAUCUUUUGAUGUGUAUUCAUCGAAAAAAGUUGAUUGCGUGUCCUUGUUGGGACUUACAAUGUUCGUCUGUUUCACAGGGAAGGUAAAAUUCACUCCGUGAUCCUAGGAAGUGACGUUGGACCAUCUAAACAGAAAAUUUUCACAGAAAACGUCACAAUCGUUUUCCACACUUUGGAGGAAAAGGUAAAUGAAAUAAGGUCACUACUCAUUUAUAUAUGACUGUUUUUCUAUUUAAAAAAUCAUCAUAAUUGAGGUGCUUCUGUCGUUUUAGGGAAAGUACAAGAAAUCAAGGCUAGAUUGUGCAUUCUGGCAGUGGAAUAAUUCCCUUCCGUAAGUAGGCUAUUUUCCAAAAUUCGAAGCCUUCGCAUUGAUCUCAAAUUCCCAACUUUAAGACCACUCUUUCAUAUUAAACAGUCGUGUAAACGGUUUUUAGAUCAAAGAAUGCUCCUUCUUCGAGAUUGUCUAUUGAAGCUUCAUUUGGAAAAAAAGGUCUUCUUGACAAGUUUUCUCUUCCUUUUGCAUUGUGAAAAAUCGAUGAAAAUAUAUUGACAGCUGUCCUUGUCAUAAGUUUCACAAGACACUUUAUAAACAAAGAAGUUUUCUAAUGUGCUUGACUCGACAAGGACUGUUGUCGAGGAAAUUCUACGUGGGAUAGGAAAGAAAUUGUACUUCAGUUUUCUUUCUGGUUGCUAAGGAAACUUUUAGGUGCAAAUGGGAAUAAAUUGAUAAAUAAUGCGCUUGGUUUUAUGACCUGAGUUUGACUGUGAUAUUGGUUCAUUUUCAGAGAUAAUGGAAGUUGGUCAGGCGAUGGUUGUUCACUGGUGAAAUCAAAUACGACCCACGUGGUUUGCACGUGUAACCAUUUGACGAAUUUCGCUAUUUUAAUAAACAUCGAGAAACAAGAGGUACAAUUAUAUAUAUAUAUAUAUAUAUAUAUAUAUUUAUAUUGCCUGUGUAGCUGGUUUAAGGGGCUUGAAAAAAAGUGUUUUUCCAUUUUUUUUUUCCCUACAGUUUCCAGAGGAACACAAGAAAGCCCUCUCCUAUAUGACAUACAUAGGAGUUGGCAUUUCAUUGCUCGGCGAAACAGUUACUUUUAUAGCAUAUUUCUUACUUCUGUGAGUACCUAUAAAUUGACCAUUUUUCAACUGAUUGCUAAGUUUGCCAAGUCUUUAAAUAGGAGACGCUGCUCUUCACAAUGUUUAUCGUGCGCGAGACCAAAGCGGGCAAUCCCGAGCGAGCAAGAUAGGCCCAUCUUGCCUAUCAGAGCACAGGAUUCGCUUUACAUUCCCCACGGGCGCUGUUGGCGAUGUGAUAAGAUACCAUAUUGCGGGGGUAUAGUUUAUUCUUCCUUAAAGCUGACCUUGCCCGUGGAAGGCUUUGGACCAAUUAGGCGUACAUCAUUUAUUAGUCGAACGGCGUAUCAAGAGUUUCAUUGUAUUUUCUAAAGCUCUUUAUUAAACUAACAAGAUAAUUUUUCCUUCUGUUUUUGUUUAUGUUUUGAUUUUUCACUUUAGAUGUUCCAGUCAUGAUCAACAAAGUCAUGUGCAUAUAAACUUGGUUGCCACCUUAGCUGUUGCUCAGAGUAUAUUUUUGGCGGGAAUCAACGCCACUCAUAAUCAGGUGACAUACCUUUUAAAGUUCCAAUGGUACUUAAUAUCUAUAAAUUUUUAAGUCGUAUGGUUCUUGCAUUCCUUUGAGUAGGGCUUUGAAGCCAGGGCAUAGUAUAUGCUAACGAGAUAAUCGACUAGACUAAAUUUUUUUUUACUAAAAAAUAUCGUUUCAAUGUGCGAAAAUAUCUCAGGAUUUACAAAAGCUAUCUUAUCCUCUUUAGGUACUAUGUAUAACUGUUGCUGCUCUGAUUCAUUACUUCUAUUUGUCAUCCUUCUGUUGGAUGCUAAUAGAAGGUGUUAUGCUGUAUCUACUGAUCAUAGAAGUCUACAAUACUGAGCUCAGAUUGCGUCUCUGUUAUCUGUUUUCUCUGGGUAAGUAUUCCUGAAAGGUGAGUCGCUGACCACUUCCCACACUUGGGAUAAAAGAAAACGACUCAUCCCCUACAUUAACACACUGAAAGGAACAGCAACAAACACACCUAAUUUUAAAGGGGGAUGGAUGUUGACCAAUCAAAUUGAUUUACAGCUAAAAGUGUUGGCCAAAACUGACCAAUCAGUAUCACGAUCUAACUAAAGGCUAAAGUUCGAAACGUCGGCUUUAGUAAUUCUUUAUGGUGACCAAUUUAAAUUAUCAACUCAGUUGAUAAAACAAAAUUAAUUCCUUGAGAAUGUUCACUUUGGUACUUGCAGGCUUUCCAAGUCUUGUUGUUGGAGGAACCCUGAUAUUUGCUUCUUUAAACGAGCCGGGUAUAGACCAGUACAUAAACAAAAAUUGGUAAGAAUUAUUCACGUAUUUCUCCUAAAACAUCAUAUAUCUAAAAGUAAAGUACUUCGCCACGACAAACAUAAUUUAGCUAAAAUCCGUAUUCGUAGAUUUUGCUUCGUUUGAUCAAUCGAUCGAACGACUGAAUGAAAAACCGAAGGAACAAGCGAGCGAAUGAACUACACAUCAAAUGAACGAAAUGACUAAUGAAAGAUCAAACGACAAUAGAACGAAUGAAACAAGACUAGAAUUUCACGAAAAUAUGAAUCAAAAUAUGUAUCAUGUACUAUUAUGAUUAUACCUACCUCGUAAAGGGAAGUAAUUUUAGUUACAACUUGUUUCAGGUGCUGGCUUUCAACAGAGAAUUAUUAUAUAUGGUCGUUCGCUGGACCAGUAGUAGUUAUAAGUUUUGUAAGUAUAAAUACUGUAAAAGAAAUUCACGACACCCUUCGAAAGACUCAAAUAUAUUUAUAGAGAGGCGAUCAGUGUUCAGGAAAACCUCGUGAUAGGACGUAGCUUAUGUUGGUGGCGUGAUCUUUUAGGACAGGCGCGUCACUUAAGUCAGUUUUUGUUUUUUUACUAUAUGUAGUAAAAAGCCUUAAGGACCAGUAAUUUAUUGCGGUUUGUCUCUAUCCAGGUGAAUAUGGUUGUGUUUUGCAUUGUUGUAAAAGAAAUGGUGAACAUGACGAGCAUGCAGUCAAAUAAAUUAAGCCGAGUCAAGUGAGUAUCAGUAAUGAAGUAGUUGUCCUCUCUUUUGCCUUAACUCUUAAUGUACUCAGAGAGACACAUGUACACGUGAAGGACCUAAUUUUGGAGCGGCUAGAAACAUAAAUUAUGACUCUGGAACCAAGUAUAAGUUAAAUGCGAUACAAAGGCUUCCAUAUUAUUUUGGCUUAAUUUCAGAGCCAUGGCCAUGAAAUUAAAUAAAGAAAAGUAGAAAUCGUCUUUAAUUUCAUCUGGUACAACUGGCAUACAAAAAAAUAACGAAUAGAGGCAUUUCUUGUCAUCAAAACUGCUUCGUGUGAGAGCUGCUUCAUUUUCAAACGGAAUCCCUUUCUUCCUUAUCAUUUCUCUCUCUGAGAGGGAAAAGAUUGACCAAUCAAUACAAUUUGACGUUUUCGUCUGCGUUUUAUCCCAGGACAACCGUAAAGGCUUGCAUUGUGUUAUUUCCUCUGUUGGGGGUCACGUGGCUCUUUGGGUUAUUGAGUAUGAUAAAUUUCAGUGUUACGUCACAGUACAUCUUCACUUUACUGAACUCUCUUCAGGUGAGAAUAUAAAAUACUGCUAAACAAAAAAACUUAUUCUUUUGCGUAUAUUUCAGACUAGUUUAACUUCAACAUUUACUGUGCUAUGUAAAGUGCUACUACACAUUGAGGUGGAUCAUUUGAUUAGCUGCAACGGAUUUUGAACAAGUUUCUGUGUUCUCAGGAACGGAUUGGAAAAUGGUUUUGAAUGUUGAUAGAUCUUUCUGAAAUACAAAUCAAAAGUAGCAAGGAGUUUAAGGAAAACAAAAUUGACAAAAUAUACGUCAAAUAAGAAAAGAUUAUAAAAUCCACCACCGUGGAUGUGAUUCCUUUCACCAAUAUUAAUUUUUAAAAUUAUUAUUAAGAGUACUAUUAGUUUCUUAAUGAUGUAAGUAAUGCGUGAUAGCAUUAAAGAUGAUGAACGAUAUCCUCAUUUAGCUAGUUCGUGAUAAAUAUUUCACACAACAAAGAAAUUUUUCUUUAAACGCAAAUUAAGUAGCUACGAACUUAAAGGUCGACGCAAAUAGUAAUCCAUGCUGGCAAGACAGAAAAUUAUCUCUCGAGGCUGAAACAUUGAUCUAUAAUUUCUAGUAUUCUCUGAGCUUGACUGUUUAUUCGCAUGACCAACCAUGGCAAAAGGAAGCGGUUGGAAUUCUAAACAUGUUUAUUUAAUUACUUUCCUCCAAGGGAUUGAUGAUUUUCAUUUUUCACUGUGCGAGAAAUACUGAGGUAAGAUUUUCCUGAUCGCAUUUGCUCAUGCUAAAGGUAAGUGAAAAAUACUACUGACCGAAUCGGUAAAGAAACAAUGUUAAGGGCUCCAUGGGAAAAGGUACACUUCAUAUGUAAAUAAUAGUUUUAGAAUUCUUGUUCUCACACUCUUAAUGAAGUCACAACCUGUUUCCUUGGCAACAGAAUAGGAUGAAUAAAAGCCAGAUUAUGAAAUUGUCGAUGCCGAGAAAAACUAAUAUUGAAAAAGUUUUCUCUCUCAUUUCUCAAGGUUAAACUUGUAUGGAGCAACAAGUUACAAAGGAUGAAGAAACGAGCUUGUCACUUUUUUAGAAUCCAAGGCCCUUCCCAAACCAACGUAAGCGGAGAAAACAUUUCAGACAAAAAUAAACCUUCUGAAGUAGAACUUAGCAGAAGGAAAAGCAAGAUCGCUCCUGCUGAUGGAUAGGACAAACAAUCACGAGCGAUCACGUUCACGCAAACAUAUCAUCACGUCCAAGGUGAAACUUCCAGGAAGGAAAGACAAAAAUUACUUUAAUUAAUCGAUAUGAUGAGGUAUCAUAGUCACAACCAAGUUUCUUCAUGACAGCAGUGACUUUGAUUUUGAACGAGCGUGCUGGAGACGAAUUUUUUUUGUUCACCUAAGAUAAACCACAUCAAGACAUUUAAUGCAAAGCAAAUACUUCAUGAUAGGAACAAUUUUAUCUUGGAAAAUGAUAAAGUCUUGGACAAAACUGACUAAUCGCCAUAAUCAUCUGUCUAAUCAACUCCCAGGUCACGUACGUCGAUAAUUUACAU
This is a messenger RNA of Pocillopora meandrina, 8514 nucleotides long. NCBI's taxonomy places the organism in Eukaryota, Metazoa, Cnidaria, Anthozoa, Scleractinia, Pocilloporidae. The record is from the annotation of a GenBank genome assembly.